UCCCCUUCUUUUUCCACGAACAUUUCCAUCUCCCUCUCAUGGUGGUAAACAGAGCCUUUAAUCUACCAAACACCACCCACUGUAUACCAGUUUCGUGAUUCAUAAAUUCCUUCUCCUAUAUAAAUGAACAAUUGCUGCUACAAUGUGUAGCCAACAAUCUUAGUAGGUUCGAGGUGAGGAAGAUCAAAAGGGCAAGUGAGAACGAGGAGUGAGAUGGGCGAAGAAGAAGCAAAGAAUGUGGAGAUUGGGGGAUCCGCCGGGGAAGCUACUACGCCGGCCCCUGCUGAGCCGGCGGAGCCUCCGAAGCAUGCGGCUGAAGAUAAGCCGAUGAUGCCGCCGUCGCCGGAGGAGAAGCCCGAAGAGGCCAAAGCCCUGGUCGUCGUUGAGAAGGCCAUAGACCCUCCGUCAACCGGGAAAAGCUCUGCUGGUUCAGGUCCAACUGAUAGAGAUGCUGUUCUUGCACGAGUUGAAAAUGAGAAGAGAAUGUCACUAAUCAAGGCAUGGGAAGAUAGCGAGAAAGUCAAAGCUGAGAACAAAGCAAUUAAGAAGAUGGCUGAUAUCUUAGCAUGGGAGAACUCGAAGAGGGCAGCAGUGGAAGCUGAACUGAAAAAAAUAGAGGAAGCCCUGGAGAAGAAGAAAGCAGAAUAUGCAGAAAAGAUGAAGAACAGGAUUGCUACAAUUCACAAGGAAGCAGAAGAGAAAAGAGCCUUUGGAGAGGCCAAGCGCUUGGAAGAUAUUGUGAAGGUAGAAGAGAUGGCUGCAAAAUACCGUGCAACUGGACAAGCUCCAAAGAAGCAAUUGGGAUGCUUUUGACUGUGUUUGUGGAGAAAUUAUUAGCUGCGUAGCCCCCUCUCUCUCCUCUUAUUGGUUGGUUGUAGGUGUGUGCAAUGCAUCUAAUAUUUUCUAGUGUUUGUGAGAGUUGUGAUCGUUUCGUUUUUAUUUUUUAUUUUUUGUUUGUAUGUGAGUUCCUUUUGCGGCACUUUAGUUGUGGUGUGCAAGUGUGAUUGUAUUUAUAAGUAGUAUUUUUUUUGAAAGAAU
Messenger RNA from Phalaenopsis equestris, 1038 nucleotides. Its product is annotated as remorin-like. The record is from RefSeq and is a predicted model, not a curated record. The coding region runs from base 214 to 813 and encodes 199 amino acids. The transcript has 5 exons. NCBI's taxonomy places the organism in Eukaryota, Viridiplantae, Streptophyta, Magnoliopsida, Asparagales, Orchidaceae.